AAAAAAAAAGUAAACAAAAAAAUCUUGGUAAAUCUAGUCAUGGAUUCUUUGGAAAAAAUAAGUGAUUUAUUAAAAUCCUGUCUUCUACCAGAACUUCAACUUGAUCUGGACAGCAUUCCCAUUGAAAGAGAACAUUUUAAAACAUAUCACGAUGGUUUGAAAAUACAAUUACCACUAUUGUACGAUUGGAUACAACAGCAGCCAAAUAAUUUAGUAUGGAAUGAUGAAGCAACUGAAAUAACCAAACAGGAGAUACAAGCUUGUCUAAUUGUGCUCCUGUGUGAAAUCAGUUUUCCUAAUUCAAUUUUUCAAUUAAAUCAAACAGAAUUGAUUUUGAAUGCCGAAAGAAUUUUAGAAAACACGCGUGAAUUGUCAAAAGAGGUAGAGGAAUUGAUAAUUAAAUAUUAUGAGGAGAAAUUACAUAAAGAUAAAUGGAAAAGACAAUUGGGAGCUGUUCAUGGUUUUGUGAAAUAUUUAGAGUUUCGAUUUUACCAUGCUCAGGACCGCAAAAAAUGUAUAAGCCAAAAAUUCCUUACAUUUUGCUUAUCAGUAGCUUUAAAUAUCAGAUCCUGCUAUGAGACCCAUUAUAAAACCUUAAGUACAUCAAUAUUUUUAAUUAUGCUGAAUAGAGGGGCUAAUGAUGAUAUUAUUUCCAUGAAUAUACAUGGUGUUAUUUAUGAUGCUGUCUUCAAAGAUAUUCAUAUUAUGGAUGCAAUACAUUUUAUUGUUAAACAAUGGAAUUGUUUAAUAAAAUGUUUGGACUUUUACAAAAAUUUCGAUAGUUUUACGUGGAACUAUUUAGAUGAUAUGAUGGAAGUGUUAUUACGUAAUAUAUCACUAGCCCCAGAUAGUGCAACCUCCAUGUGUCUUCUUAAGUUUGUAAAUAAAUUAAUUGUAUAUUUUACAAUAAAUCACAAAGAAUUUGAGGAAUUUUUUGAUAAAGAUUUAACGCAAGUGGAAAAUUUUAAUGAAUAUCGUUCAUUAAGCAGCACAAAUACCAGUUAUACUUGUUAUAGAUGGGCUAAAAGUAUAUUACAAAUGUUUAUCAUAGAAUCACACAAAUUAAUGCAAACAACAGAAAACGCCAAGCAACUUCUACAGGAAAUGCAUAAAAUCUAUAUAAUGGCAAUAUUACCCAUAAGGUUAUCUAUAAUAGAACCUCAUUUAGUAAUAUUCUUGAAGAAAUUCAUGGCUGUAUUAAUGGAAACGAUUAAAGUACAUAAACAUCAAAACGACAUAGUGCCGGUCAUUACUUCAUUACUGGAAACUUUUUAUUUUCAUCUACAAAAUUCGGAUGACUCCAAGGAACUAAACAAAUUUAAACAAAAUAUUUAUGGACUAUUAAAAAGUGAAGUUUUCGAAAAGUACACAACAAUAUAAAAGACAAACUUCUGAAAUAUUAAUGUAUGUAUUAAAAAUUAAAUGAAGAAAAUAAAAUAUUUGAAUACCAAAAUAUAA
Messenger RNA from Calliphora vicina (urban bluebottle blowfly), 1458 nucleotides. RefSeq lists its product as uncharacterized. The coding region runs from base 40 to 1380 and encodes 446 amino acids. The transcript is spliced from 7 exons. The record is from RefSeq and is a predicted model, not a curated record. NCBI's taxonomy places the organism in Eukaryota, Metazoa, Arthropoda, Insecta, Diptera, Calliphoridae.